Molecule: messenger RNA, 4576 nt
Organism: Xenopus laevis (African clawed frog)
Lineage: Eukaryota; Metazoa; Chordata; Amphibia; Anura; Pipidae
Product: oocyte zinc finger protein XlCOF7.1-like
Exons: 6
Coding region: 892-2958 (688 amino acids)
Source: RefSeq, a predicted model, not a curated record
AUUUACUGUGUUGGGAACGUGUGUGCUGCUGUGUCUGACAGGAAAAGGCAACAAUCAGCCACAGGCUUGGAGACAAAGGGGCAGCAAAUAAUAGGGGGAGGGGCUCAGACACUGAAUAGCCCACACUGUGUCCUGCCAACCAAACCUGAUGAACCAGUGCAGCCUUUUCCUUCCUAAGAGGGGAGGGGCAGACUGCUGCAGAGGAUAUGAUUGGCUUAAUAGUCAAAGGGCUGAGACUUGGAGUUAAGGGCUGUGGGUAAUUUUUGCCAGAACAGCCAAAAGGAAUCAGCCAGGCUACUUAGUAAAAGCCUCUGGGAGGGGAUCUGAGAGAUAUUUGUGCGGUACAGAGAUAUGUGAGGAAUUGUCUCCCGUCCCUUACUGAGCCGCUCUCACUCCCACCUCCCAAGCACCCGGGACCAUUGGUUUGUAGCCGGAGCAGGGAACUCUGGGAACUUCCACACAGGGAAGUAGUGCAAAUGCUUGUAUAGGAGCAGGCACAGAGCUGUUACCUAGCAACCAGCUGUAUAGUGAUCUCGGAGCUACAGGAAGUGACUCAGCAGCUAGGCAGGAAGAAGAAGUCAUAGAUUCUGGCAGAAAAGAAAAGUCUGGCAGAGAGAACCACAUGGUGGACAAAGAUAGAGAGAGCAGAGAGCUGAGACGAGGCUGCACCAAAAGUAUUUUCAAUUGGAUCGGGCUGCCACAGGGAAGCCACAUAAUGUGUCUGGAGAGACAGAGAGUGUGAAAGGAAUCCAGACUGGAGGAACAACCAGCAGGAGAUUCCUAUCUGAGCAUCCAAAGGGGCCGCUAGUCUCACUGUAUGACUGACUGUGCUGGAUUCACCUGUGCUGAUUUCAACUGUAAAACAUCUGAAGAGGAUUUAGAGGAUAGUCAAUGAGAAUGUGGGAGGAAGCGAGUGACACAGGGAUGAAGGGGGAGAAGAAGAAGGAUAAAAAUGAGGAGCGGGGGAGGAAGGAGAAAAUCGUGAAUCUCACACUGGAGAUGAUUUAUCUGCUGACUGGAGAGCACUACAUCCCUAGGAAGAAGUCAGAUGAUGGGGGGGCCCUGCAUGCCCCUGGCUCCGUCAUACAGAAGGAAAAUAACAAGAAUGACAAGAAGAUCCUGGAACUCAUGUCCAACAUCAUCCAGCUGCUGACUGGAGAGGUUGCCAUAAGGACUCAUCAUGUUUCCAUCUAUUUUACCUUGGACGAGUGGGACUAUAUAACAGGAAACAAGGACCAUUACAGGGAAGGGAUAAAGGAAGAUCUGCUGCAGCUACGACCACUGGACAGUGAAUGUAAAGAUAAGAGAGACAUUACAGCUGAUCUGGGAGGAACAUUAUGUUAUAAUAAAGAACCAAGCAAGAUUAGGAAUGAUGGAAAACUCACAAAGCAUGAAAUGUCUCCAGCGGAACAGCCCCCACCAGCCAAUGGGAUUAAAGAGGAACCGACUUCAUGGGAAGGAGGAAACCAAUCAGAUUGCAGCAUUAAUCAACAUACAGAACAGAUACAGGGAAUUGAUACACCUACUCCUAUCAUGGGAUGCAGCCUGAAUAACAGCUUGUCGGAGGAUUCUUUAUCGGUUGUUAUUAAAAAGGAAGCAGCUUCAUGGGAAGAAGGAAGAAAGCACCUUGCAGAACAAAGACAAAAAAUAGACACAUCUACUGUCAUGGGAACGAGUCUGAAUAACAACUUAUUCACUAAGGAUACAUCAGAUGGAAUAAAGGAGAAAUUGUUCUUAUGGGAAACAGACCAUACGUACUGCAAGAUAAAUACAAUUACAGGACAGAUACUGCAAACAGAUCAAAUAUCUCAUAUUAUAGGCUGCAGCCUAAAUAACAACUCACAAGGUGAUUAUGUAUCAUUGGUUAUAAAGGAGGAAGCAGCUUCGUGUGAAGGGGGGGACCAAUCAGAUUACAGCAUUAAUCCAUUUGGAGAACAGACACAGGGAACAGAUAAUCCUACUCCCAACACGGGGAUGUACAACUGUUCUGAGUGCCAUGAAUGUUUUACUACUGAGGCUGAUCUUCUUAGGCAUCAGGAAACUCACAGGGGAGCAAAUCCUUUUGUCUGUUCUCUGUGUAAGAAAAGUUUUGUGUGUCAUUCCGACCUUAUUGUACAUGUGCGCAGUCACAUAGGAGAGAAACCAUUCUCUUGUUCUUUAUGUGGGAAAUGUUUUAGUUGGGAAGUGCAUCUUACUGAGCAUUACGCAACUCACACAAGAGAGAAACCAUAUUCUUGUUCUGAGUGUGGGAAAUGUUUUACUCGUCGCUGGAACCUUGCUCAGCAUAGCAGAAGUCACACAGGACAGAAACGAUUCUGUUGUUCUGUAUGUGGGAAAGAUUUUUCAUAUCACUCACAAAUGAAAAGCCACUACAGGACACACACAGGGGAGAAACCAUAUAUUUGUUCUGAAUGUGGAAAAUCGUUUAAAGAUGGUUCAGGCCUUAGAAUCCACCAAAAGUAUCACACAGGAGUGAAACCAUUUUCCUGUUCUGAAUGUGGGAAGUGUUUCACCCGUCGCUCAGGCCUUACCGCACAUAUCAGAGUUCACACAGGAGAGAGACCCUUUCCCUGCUCUGAAUGUGGUAAAUGUUUCACCUGUCAAACAGACCUUGCCCGACAUCUCAGAAUUCACACAGGAGAGAAACCAUACACCUGCACUGAAUGUGGGAAAGGUUAUAUCGGUCGCACAGACCUUGCCCGACAUAUCCGAAUUCACACAGGAGAGAAACCGUACUCCUGCACUGAAUGUGGGAAAUGUUAUGUCGGUCGCACAGACCUUAACAGGCAUCUCAGAAUUCACACAGGAGAGAAACCAUUCACUUGUAGUGAAUGUGGCAAAUGUUUUAUCUUUUGCACAGACCUUAACAGACAUCUCAAAAGUCACACAAAAAAAAAACCAUUCACAAGUUCUCCUUGUCACUCAGAUCUUGAUAGACAGCACUGCCUUCCCAGAUGAGAAAAACCAUUUGCAUGUGCCUCAGACCUCAACGUACAUCACAGGAUGCACACAGUAGCAUACCGUACUUCCUAACUGUCCCGUUUGAGCAGGACAGUCCCGCUUUUGACAGCUCAACCUGCAGUCCCAUGUUUGUUACUGAAAUGUCUCGACUAUCUCUUUGAUCUCCUGCACUGAACGGCCAAAAAAAGAAACAAAGUUUCUAACUUAAUUGGCAGAGAAUCCAGAAACGAUACUUUGAUACUUUUGUAUCAAUUUAAGAUAACUAGUGGGAGAACUUAGACUCACAGCUUAAAAGGCAGUUCGCCUUCAUUAGCAAAACUGUACUAACACAUAAAAAUCACAGAAAUGUGUUCACACCUUCAUAACUUGGCAACUGUUGUAAAAUGGACAUGGUAAUUAGGAGGUGUGGUCAAAAAAAUCUUUUUUGAUCCCUUUUUCUGUUUCCAAAAUGUUGGGAGGUAUGCAGUAGAGAAACUAUUUUUAUGUUCUGAAUGUGGGAAAUAUUUUACCCGUCACCAGACCUUAACUUACAUCUUAGAAUCUACACAGGAGAGAAACCAUUCACUUGUACUGAAUGUGGGAAAGGUUUCCGUAACCGUGUAGACCUUAAAACCCAUGAGAGCAUUCACACAGAAGUUUUUCACGUCGUGAUCUGCUUAAUGCACAUUCCCAGUUACACACAAGGGAGAAACCAUUGUCGGAUAAUAACUGUACAUAGACAUUGAUGAGUGAGUAAAAUACAAUCGUGGUUCAACCAAAUUAUAAUUCCUUUUGGAUAAGGGAUAAUUCUCCUUCAAUACAACUUUAAAGGAGACAUAUUAUGUAAAAGAAAAAUGUACCAGUGCAUUAAACUAUUUUAGAUAUAGAACUGUGAUUUAAAAAGUUGUGAUUGUGGUUACUUUAUUGAAAACUUCUGCAAAAUCCCUACUAGUCCUGCCCAUCUGUUCCACUUCCUGCUGCCUCCUUUCCCAGGCUGUGCUGUGGGGCUGUGAUUCAUAAUUGCCUACACAAUUAGGGUUUUUUGUUUUGUUCAUCCAAUAUGUCUCCUUUAACUUGUCCAGUUCUGUCUCUCAGUAUUUCUCUGGUUUUAUUUCAAUGUGCUCCAACCACAACUCUGGGCCAGUUGGAAUGUGGUUGUUGUAUAUCCGUUCCCUGCCCCUCAGGUCUCUUCUCCAGUGAAUAAAUAAAGAGAUCUAUGGCCCAUAUAAUAAAGCUUGCCAUAUACAUUAUUAUGUGUGUAGAACUCGUGGGCUGCUGUGUGUCUGACAGGAAAAGGUCACUAGUAGGGCUGAGAGUUGAAGUUAAAGGAAAACGAUACCCCUCAAACAAUGUAGGGCUCUAUAAAAAUAUAUUGCAUAAAUCAGCUCAUAUGUAAAACCCUGCUUCAUGAAAAUAAUGCAAAUUAGAAAACAGGUGAAGCUUGUCGGCUUUUCCCACGGGUUAUCCUGUGUCUGAUAUCCCAAUUGCGUAAAUCUGUAGAAGUAUAGCGUUGUGGGACAAAUCCAAAGCAGCAACUUGACUGCAAAAACUCUUUAUUGGGGAGUAGAGAUACACAACAUGUUUCGGGCUGUGCCCUUUGUGAAGUGUGUAAAUAAACCAUUUUCAUAAUAAUAUA